Molecule: messenger RNA, 351 nt
Organism: Talaromyces proteolyticus
Lineage: Eukaryota; Fungi; Ascomycota; Eurotiomycetes; Eurotiales; Trichocomaceae
Exons: 3
Coding region: 1-351 (116 amino acids)
Source: RefSeq, a predicted model, not a curated record
AUGUCUUCCGAAGGCGUCUCACUCCAAGUCACCAUCUAUAUCAGCCCCGAAAACGUCCCCAAGUUCUUUGAAGCUUUCCGUCCCACUUAUGAGAAAGUAAUCCAGGAGCCGGAAUGUACCUUCUUCGAGGUCUACGAGGACCCCGCAGAACCGGGAGUGAUCUCCUGGGUUGAGAAUUGGUCUAAGUCUAAAGAAUGGUUAUUCCAGUUCCAGGCUCCUAAGGAAUAUUAUCGGGAGUACUUGGCCGUCACCGAACCGAUGUUUCUUAAGCCACGGGAGAUUAAGCUGUUGAAGCGCCUGGGCCUGCCAUUUACUAUGGUGAAGAAGGAGAAUGGAGGAUUGAGAGAGUGA